Molecule: messenger RNA, 941 nt
Organism: Rhagoletis pomonella (apple maggot)
Lineage: Eukaryota; Metazoa; Arthropoda; Insecta; Diptera; Tephritidae
Product: putative nuclease HARBI1
Exons: 2
Coding region: 424-828 (134 amino acids)
Source: RefSeq, a predicted model, not a curated record
ACAUUGUAUUGAUACGUUUUGGAAGUCAGCCACAUUUUGGAAGUCAGCCUAUGUUAGUUCUCUAAGCACGCAAUACAUAAAAUGGCCUAGUGAGGCGAAGAAACUGGAGACUAGUAAUAUUUUUGAAGAGAAGUGUGGCUUUUCUAAAGCAAUAGGUAAUGUACAUACAUUGAUAAAAAUGAAAAGCGUUAAUUAAAUACAAUGUUCUCAUUUAGGUUACAUCGAUGGAACUCACAUCGUCAUCGACCCACCACAAACUAGGAAAGAUUACUACAUUAAUCGAAAGGGCAAAUAUAGCUUAUGCUUGCAAGGUGUCUGUGACGAAAAAAAGAAGUUUAUUAGUAUUUUUGUAGGAUACCCGGGUUCGUCGCACAAUAGUUGGGUUUUUCAAAACUCGCGCCUGCACAACAACCUUUCGGAAAUAUGUGGAGGUUAUCAAUUUCAGAAUAUUAUUUACUGGCCGAUUCCGCAUAUCCGUGCACUUCUAAUGUAGUCACGCCCUAUCGCGACAAUGGGCACUUAACACACCAGCAGAAAAGGUUCAACAUUAAGCUGAGCUCUGGGCGAGUGGCAAUAGAGCAUACCUUCGGCAUACUGAAGCAGCGAUUCCGGCAAUUAUAUUAUUGCAAGCUUGGUGUUGAAAAGCUGUGCCAUUUUAUACGCACAUGUUGUGUUCUUCAUAAUAUCGCCAACCAAGAUGAUUUAGAGUUCCAUAUGGGGGAAACUUCAGAAACAGAAGAGGGUGUGGAAGGAUACGUUCAUACUUCAGCAAAUUUAAGAGGAAACACCGUGAGAGAAGCUGUAUCCCGAGAAAUCCUAUCACGCUAAAGCAUGUACAUAAAGAUUCUGAACAAAAAUUUUAAAAUUUUGAAGGCGUUUUUUCGAAAUUUGUUAAAUUUUCGUGAACUGUGCACAAAGUUUUAAACUGUGACUUAUGUGGU